Monodelphis domestica (gray short-tailed opossum) is the source of this 743-nucleotide messenger RNA. RefSeq names its product bcl-2-like protein 15. NCBI's taxonomy places the organism in Eukaryota, Metazoa, Chordata, Mammalia, Didelphimorphia, Didelphidae. The record is from RefSeq and is a predicted model, not a curated record. Gene Ontology annotation, biological process: regulation of apoptotic process. Gene Ontology annotation, cellular component: cytosol; nucleus.
UAGGGGAAAGAGUACACUCUGAAAACUGAUCUGAAAUGAAGCCUCCCAAGACGUUUGAGGAGCAAACUGAGUGCAUUGUGGAAUCCCUGCUCGAAGAAUUCUUGGGUUUACCAGUGAAAGCACAAAAUCAACGCCUCCAAGAGCAAUGCCUCCAAUUCCAAUACUGUCAAACCCAAGUCCAAAGAAAAUGCCCCCGAACAUACAGCUUGGAAAGCCAAGACCUCCAAAGACAAUGCUUGGAAAACCAAGGCCAACAAAGACAAUGCUUGGAAAAACAAGACCUCCAAAUGCAAUGCUUGGAAAACCAAAGCCCCCAAAGCCAAGGCCCCCAAAAUGACGUCACAGAUUCUGGUGAGCCAAGCUCUUUUGAUGUGACAAUCAUUGCUGCCCGCCUUCAAAUGCUAGGUGACCAGAUCAAUGCAGAAAUGGAAGAAUCUGUCGAAAAAGUCAUGAAAGAAGUUGCUACCGGACAGGUAGUUACUGUACUACAGAACACAUUGAAAUCACUCAGCCAGACAUGGUGUGCCCAAGAUCCUAAUCUAGCCUAUGAGAGGGCCUUUCUGGCUAUGACUGUGAAGCUGCUGAAAGCUGUCUCUAGGAAAAAUCCUCAAACAGCCAGACAGUUAGCUGGACCAGUGAGGGAUGCGAUCAAUGAGAACACAGCUGUACGAGAGUAUAUAAUGGACCAGGGUGGUUGGGAGAAUCUGGAGAGCUGAAAGGAACCAGUUCCCCAUUGACAAUUG